Molecule: messenger RNA, 1626 nt
Organism: Alternaria arborescens
Lineage: Eukaryota; Fungi; Ascomycota; Dothideomycetes; Pleosporales; Pleosporaceae
Product: GMP synthase [glutamine-hydrolyzing]
Exons: 2
Coding region: 1-1626 (541 amino acids)
Biological process (GO): GMP biosynthetic process
Cellular component (GO): cytosol
Molecular function (GO): GMP synthase (glutamine-hydrolyzing) activity; GMP synthase activity; ATP binding
Source: RefSeq, a predicted model, not a curated record
AUGGCGACCGACAACUCGGACCCAAUUCCUCCCCACAAGACGUUCGAUACCAUCCUGGUACUCGACUUCGGCUCCCAGUACACGCAUCUGAUUACGCGCCGCCUCCGCGAACUCAAUGUCUACUCUGAGAUGCUGCCAUGCACUACCAAGAUCGCUGAUCUGCCUUUCACCCCCAAGGGAGUUAUUCUCUCUGGUGGCCCGUACUCCGUCUACGAGGAAGGCGCACCACACGUCGACCACGCUGUUUUCGAUCUCGGCGUACCGAUCCUGGGAAUAUGCUACGGACUACAAGAGAUGGCGUGGCACUUUGGAAAGAACGCUGGCGUAGCUGCUGGCGAGAAGAGGGAAUACGGACACGCGAACCUGAAGGUUGAGAGUCACGGUGGACACAUGGACCAGCUGUUCAAGGACUUGGGCAACGAUCUCGAGGUCUGGAUGAGCCAUGGUGACAAGCUGAGCCACAUGCCUCAGGACUUCAUGACGGUUGCGACAACUACCAACGCGCCAUUCGCAGGUAUUGCGCACAGCACCAAGAAGUACUACGGUAUUCAGUUCCACCCUGAGGUUACACACACAAAGAAGGGUAAGGUUCUGUUGAAGAACUUCGCCAUCGACAUCUGCGAGGCCAACACCAACUGGACUAUGAGCAAGUUCGUCGAUCAGGAGAUCACGCGUAUCAGGAAGUUGGUGGGCGACAAGGGACAGGUCAUUGGUGCCGUCAGUGGUGGCGUCGACUCGACUGUUGCUGCAAAGCUGAUGAAGGAGGCCAUUGGCGACCGCUUCCACGCCGUCAUGGUCGAUAACGGCGUCCUGCGACUCAACGAAGCCGUCCAAGUGAAGAAGACGCUCGACGAGGGCCUGGGCAUCAACCUGACCGUCAUCGACGCGUCCGACCUCUUCCUCGACCGCCUCAAGGGCGUAACUGACGACCCCGAGAAGAAGCGCAAGAUCAUCGGCAACACUUUUAUUGAAGUCUUCCAGAAGCAAGCCGAAAAGAUCAAAGCAGAAGCUCACGAAUCUACCGAUGCUGGUGAUAUCGAAUGGCUCCUUCAAGGUACCCUCUACCCUGACGUUAUCGAGUCGCUCUCCUUCAAGGGCCCUUCCCAAACCAUCAAGACACACCACAAUGUCGGUGGUCUACCAAAGGACAUGAAGCUCAAGGUCAUCGAGCCUCUACGUGAGCUUUUCAAGGACGAGGUCCGUGAGCUGGGCAAGGAGCUCGGUAUCCCCGAAGACCUCGUCUGGCGCCACCCGUUCCCCGGUCCAGGUAUCGCAAUCCGCAUCCUGGGUGAGGUCACACGCGAGCAAGUCCGCAUUGCGCGGGAAGCCGAUAACAUCUUUAUCGAGGAGAUCAAGGCCGCGGGUCUGUACAAGAAGAUUAGUCAGGCGUUCGCUGCGCUUCUGCCUGUCAAGGCAGUUGGUGUCAUGGGUGACAAGCGAGUUCACGACCAGGUCAUCGCGUUGAGAGCUGUUGAGACAAGUGAUUUUAUGACAGCGGACUGGUACCCCUUCGACGGCGAGUUCCUCAAGAGGGUUAGCAGGAGGAUCGUGAACGAGGUGAACGGAGUUUGCCGCGUGGUAUACGACAUCACCAGCAAGCCUCCCGGUACUAUUGAGAUGGAGUAG